This is a messenger RNA of Helianthus annuus (common sunflower), 1324 nucleotides long. RefSeq names its product probable tocopherol O-methyltransferase, chloroplastic. Gene Ontology annotation, molecular function: S-adenosylmethionine-dependent methyltransferase activity. The record is from RefSeq and is a predicted model, not a curated record. The transcript is spliced from 6 exons. The coding region runs from base 173 to 1201 and encodes 342 amino acids. Gene Ontology annotation, biological process: methylation. Lineage: Eukaryota; Viridiplantae; Streptophyta; Magnoliopsida; Asterales; Asteraceae.
GUAGUUGUCACCCCUCAACUUUUGGAAAGAUGGACAAGUGUGAAACACAAAACUAGAAGAGCUCCGCAUUGGUCCACAAGUAAAGCGUCCUGCCUAACCGUCCCACACUCGCUACGUGUUUGUACGGACUGCAUAAUUUCAACUUUGCAGUUACAGACUUACGGACUGCAUAAUGACUUCAUUGUGCGGCGCGUUCGCAUCCACGCUCCUCACCACCACCAUCCCACACCAAUCCAGACUCUUCAGCCGGAGUAAACAACAACCGCUGCAACGCCUCAUCAGAGGAGGAGCUAUAAGAGCCAACAGUAAUCUGGCUGUUACUACUGCAGAUGACCAGCAGUUGAAGAAAGGUAUAGCAGAAUUCUACGACGAAUCGUCCGGAAUAUGGGAGAAUAUAUGGGGAGAACACAUGCACCAUGGCUUCUACGACCCCGACGCCGUCGUGCAAAUCUCCGACCACCGCUCUGCUCAGAUCCGUAUGAUUGAUCAGGCGCUCGCUUUUGCCUCUGUUUCUGAGGAGGCGUCAAAGAAACCUAGAAGCAUAGUUGAUGUUGGGUGUGGAAUCGGGGGUAGCGCAAGGUACCUAUCGAGAAAAUACGGGGCGGAAUGUUGUGGCAUCACUCUUAGCCCUGUACAAGCCGCAAGGGCUCAGGCGCUUGCUGCUGCUCAAGGGCUGGCCAACAAGGUCUCAUUUCAAGUUGCAGAUGCUUUGAACCAGCCAUUUCCUGAUGGGAAGUUUGACCUCGUUUGGUCAAUGGAGAGUGGAGAGCACAUGCCUGACAAACUAAAGUUUGUUAGCGAGUUGGCUCGAGUGGCUGCCCCUGGAGCCACAAUAAUCAUAGUCACAUGGUGCCACAGGGACCUUUCCACUACUGAAAAAUCCCUGCGCCCAGAGGAAAAAAGACUUUUAGACAAGAUUUGUGAUGGGUUUUAUCUGCCUGCUUGGUGCUCCACUGCGGAUUAUAUAAAGUUACUGGAAUCCCUUUCUCUUAAAGAUAUCAAGUCUGCUGAUUGGUCGGACAAUGUUGCCCCAUUUUGGCCAGCUGUGAUACGGUCUGCGUUGACCUGGGAUGGCCUAACUUCAUUGCUACAGAGUGGAUGGAAGACUAUUAGAGGGGCAUUGGUAAUGCCAUUGAUGAUUGAAGGAUUCCAGAAGGGUGUGAUCAAAUUCUCGAUCAUUACAUGUAGAAAGCCGGAAUAAGUGGUUCCGCUAUGUAAAAUUGGUGAAUGUAUACUCGACUACUCGUAGAUAAUGUACUGCUUCUGCCACAUUGGUAGUUUUAAAUACACAGAAAAUACAAAGAAAAUUCCACAUUUGAAUUUA